Xenopus laevis (African clawed frog) is the source of this 5043-nucleotide messenger RNA. RefSeq names its product granule associated Rac and RHOG effector 1 S homeolog (gene garre1.S). Gene Ontology annotation, molecular function: CCR4-NOT complex binding. Gene Ontology annotation, biological process: Rac protein signal transduction. The record is from RefSeq and is a predicted model, not a curated record. The transcript has 14 exons. NCBI's taxonomy places the organism in Eukaryota, Metazoa, Chordata, Amphibia, Anura, Pipidae. Bases 1322 to 4513 code for a protein of 1063 amino acids.
GACUGCAGGUUUGGACUAUGAGUGACGGUAAAAGCACACUAUGCGCCAUUCAGAAGGCAUAGGACAUAACAGGAAGGAAGGGUAUUUCGCAGCAGGAUGUCCUAAAAAUGCGUUCCGUAUGAAUGUCCUAAAAGAAUUUGAAGAAUGCGCCAAAUAAGGCGCCGUGUCACGUGUUGUUAGAGCCGUCCCCAGGCUUAGCGUCACGUGGUCAGCUUAGAGUCACAUGUUCGUGACGUCACCCGAGGCCGUUUAGCAACUUGGAACUAGCAGCUACCAUCAGGCCAGGGCUUUGACACCCUGCGCAUCAGAACUCGGCCAGGGUCGGACCCAGUGACACCCAUUCCUCCUCCUCCUGCUGCCGCCAGCAAUUACACGGGCGCUAAUCCCUUCUGAAAGCCGCCUCUAUAUAGCUCUGGGGGAUAUGUUUCCACCGCUGCUUUUUUUUCUUCUUCUAAUUUUUGGUCAUGUGUAUUUGCAGUGACGAUUUGAUCAAUUUAUCCCGCAUUAGUGUUGUGAGGACUUGGAGGAAAUGACCUAGAGGCCUUACAGUUACAUUGUGUGCAUUCUUGUUACAGACUACCAUCCACAGCGGAUUCAAUCUGGGAGCUGCACUUGUUUCCAUUGUAACAUUAUUAACUACCUCAAUAAACACAGAGGAAGAGGAGGGAGCUUCCAACAGCGAAUCUCUCAUUUUACCUUCUUGCAUUUUACCUCUCUGAUCAGAGAUGAGAAGGACACAAUAUUAAGGGCACUUCAAGUUUUGCAGACUGGAUCUGCUAGAGAUUACUUUUUUUUUUUUAAAUUUAAUUUGCUGUCCCUGCAAGGGAAGAGGGUUUUCAUCGCUGUUGAUCAGUGUUUUUGUUCUGUUUCCAAGGAGGAGUAGAUUCCUUAUAUGAAACUCCAAGUUGCUUGGCAUUUAAAGGAUUAUUGAAGUUUUUUUCCCCUUAAGUUAAUUUAAUGUCCAUUGACUGGCACUGGACAAUUUUUUGAGCUUGUACUUCUCUGGUCGGUGAUUGCGCGAAGGGUUGAUACAAAACAUAAAUAACACAGGAGCCUACAACAUUUUGCAAUUAUUUCAGCCGGCUUCAAAAGUUCAAGUUGUAAACUGCAGCAGGACUGCAAGGAAUACUACAAAAGUCAGGAAAAUCACUGCCUUUAUCACUGCUUACACAGAUUAUCCAGAGCCUGCCUUGUGGAAAUGCCUUUUACUAAACCUGUCUUUGCUGACUUCAUUUAUUAUUUGACAUAGCCGGUCAACUGAAGGCGUAUUUCUGUUGCACCAGCAAGUUAACUUGUGUAGCCUGUGAUUUGUAGGACACAUAUGUAUUGCUGUAGUGCUCAGGAAAGUAAAAUGGACUACAAGAGGCGGUUUUUGCUUGGCGGGUCCAAGCAGAAGGGGCAGCAACACCAGCAGUACCAGAUGCCAGAGCUCAGCCGGACUCUGAGUGCACCUUUAGCAUCCACAACUGCCGCAUCAUCCUUAGUUUCCUUGGGUAACAGUGGCAGUUGCCCCCAUUCUGCAGCCCAUACAACCCCUAUUGCAGACAUCCAGCAGGGUAUUUCCAAGUACCUGGAUGCUCUUAAUGUUUUCUGCCGUGCCAGCACUUUCCUAACAGACCUUUUCAGCAGCGUUUUCCGAAAUUCGCACUACUCUAAGGCAGCUAUGCAACUGAAAGACGUGCAGGAACAUGUCAUGGAGGCCGCCAGUCGACUUACAGCAGCAAUAAAACCAGAGAUUGCAAAAAUGUUGAUGGAACUAAGUGCUGGAGCUGCUAACUUUAAAGAUCAGAAUGAAUUCAGUCUGCAGGACAUAGAGGUACUUGGUCGCUGUUUUUUGACAGUGAUGCAGGUUCAUUUUCAGUUCUUGUCCCAAGCUUUGCAAAAAGUUCAGCCAGUGGCCCAUUCAUGUUUUGCUGAGGCAAUUGCACAAGAGCGGAAGAGUUCUUCAGGAGCUUCAGGUCUGAACCCUACAAGAGAUUUGGAAGAGGCAGUGAGAUCUUGGAGAGGUGCUACGGAGGCUACUUGCCGUCUGCGUGAGAGGGGAUGUGAUGGCUGUUUGGCUGGAAUAGAAGUCCAGCAGCUUUUUUGUUCUCAAAGCCUAGCAAUACCAGACCAUCAUCUGAAGGAGCUGAACAUGAAAAUUGACAGUACUUUACAGGCAUAUAAAAUAGCUUUGGAAAGUUUAGGUCACUGUGAAUACGCAAUGAAGGCUGGCUUUCACCUAAACCCAAAAGCUAUUGAAGAACGUUUGAAGGACUGUUGUAACGAAGCUGAGGCACAGCAAGCAGGAAGGAGGCAGACACCACCUCAGCCAAUACAGUGUGAGCUUCCAACCAUACCUGUCCAAAUAGGCCCUCACUUUUUGAAGGGAACAUCUUUUAAUGAGUCAACAACAGAGAAUCUUAAACUGAAAAUGCACGCAAUGCGACAGUUAAUUAAAGAUGCUGACAGACACAAUGGAAUUACUGACAGAGAUGAGACUGCGGUGACCGAGGUUCUCAAUCAAGUCUGUCCCUCUACCUGGAGAGGGGCUUGUAAAACUGCAGUGCAGUUAAUUUUUGGCCAAGCCGGACUGGUGGUAGUUGACACGGCGCAAAUUGAGAACAAGGAAUCGUAUGCUCCACAAAUAAGUCUUGAAGGAUUAAGAAUACUUGUACAAGUUCCAUCUACAUGGUGUUUGAAAGAGGAUCCAGCUACUAUGUCUCUGUUGCAGAGAAGUCUGGAUCCAGAAAAGACUCUUGGGUUGGUUGAUGUGCUAUACACUGCAGUAUUUGACAUCACAAGAUGGAAAGAAGGCCGUGAGCAAGCUUUACCAAUCAUCCAAAUCCAGUUACAGCGUGAAUCAUCUGAAUUUGGAAAUCAGAUGGAUCUCCCACAUGGGAAUGGUAGUAAGUCAACAGGAGGACUUCAGAAGACUUUUUCUAAACUUACUUCAAGGUUCACAAAGAAGGCUUCAUGCAGUGGUUCAAAUCACAGUGGGAGCUAUUCUGUUCCUCAGACACCUUCCAAAAAUAUCUUAACCACUAAUAACUCGGAUGAAAAGGCAAAAAUCUCCAGUAAUAUGGACUCAAAGUUGCAGAGCAUCUUAAACAUUGGUAGUUUUCCCAGGUCCGCAGAUGCUUCACAUAAUGCUCAGAACACAAGCUGCCAGUUAGUAAAUGGGUUCCUUGUUGACAGACGUGGAGAUCUGUUUAAGGGAGAUGAAAUGAAAGAUGACAAAGGGAUGAAUUUGCCCACUGACCAAGAAAUGCAGGAUGUUAUAGAUUUUCUGUCUGGCUUUAACUUGGGUAAGUCUCAGCAGAGCUCACCUGUGGUCAAAAGAAAGAAUUCAGCUACAUCAUCUGGAGCAACAGAGCAAAAACAGGGUACUGUAAAGCCACAGUCCCAGUCGGUGUCACAUGUUCCCAUACAUCCAACACCACAGGGAUUGCUGCAACAACCACCACAGCUGCAGCUGUCGCAGAAACAGCAGCUACAGUACUAUCAGCAUUUGUUUCAACCAGUUGGUCAGCAACAGCAGCAGCAGCAACAACCGCCACAGUCUCACGGACCUGCAAAAUGGCCGAACAAUUCCACACAGCAGCCAGCACAAAGUGUUGGAAGUGGAGUACCUCCCCAUAACCAGAUGAAUCAGUGGAAUAACCAGGGUGUGUCUGAUCUAAGUUCUGACUUGUACAGCUUGGGUCUUGUCAGCAGCAUCAUGGACAACAUGAUGUCAGAAAUGUUGGGACAGAAACCACAAGGACCUAGAAAUAACACCUGGCCAAACCGGGACCAAAGUGAAGGAGUUUUUGGGAUGCUGGGAGAUAAUUUGCCUUUUGAUCCUGCAGUUGGCUCAGACCCUGAGUUUGCUCGGUAUGUGGCUGGGGUAAACCAAGCUAUGCAACAAAAACGGCAAGCACAGAAUGUCCGUUGUCCAAGGAGCACCCGUAGCAACUGGCCCCAUCCUGAUGAUUCUCACAGAACAUGGCCUUUUCCAGAAUAUUACACAGAAGGUGAUGUCUUGAACAGGAGCUGGUCGGGUACUCAGGGAGACUCUGCCAGCUCCAGUGAUGAAACCUCCUCAGUUAAUGGAGACAGUUUGUUCUCUAUGUUCUCAGGGCCGGACCUUGUUGCUGCAGUUAAACAGAGGAGAAAACACAGUAGUGGUGAGCAGGAUACUAGCACGUUGCCAUCACCACCUUUACUCUCCUCAGUAGAUGAUUUGAAUCAGGAGAAUAAAACCAAAACAUGGCCACCCAAAGCUCCAUGGCAGCAUUCGUCUCCACUCACCAACACAAUGCCCAAUCAGAGUUCUUCUAUUUACCAAAUGGCAAAUCCUGUGAGCCAAUGGAAUGACACCAUGCAAAUGCUACAGUCACCAGUUUGGUCCACAGCCAGUGACUGCGCUCCUCCAACAGGGAUUUCCUCCACAUUUGCCUACGCACAGCAACAAUCACAGCAGGCAAAUAAGGGCUUUAAAUCUUUCCCAAUGAAGCAUGAACGGAGACCCUCGUACCUGCACCAGUUCUGACAGUGACAACAGCAAUGGCAAAUCGAGACAAACUGUCAGUUUAACACCAAUAUGUCUGCUUUGUUUCUGGCAAAUCCACUCUCUAGAAACACUUAUUUAUUUUUUUUUCUAAAUAUGUAAGAGUGAGUUUGUAAGUGUUAUGAUCUUGUGUUGAGCGGAAGAGAAACAAACGUGUAGCCACGUCUUAUACAGAGAGCAGACAACUGCUUUAUACACUCACACGUUGUGCUUCGCUAUGAAAAAAAAAGCACAGUUAAAUUAAAAAAAGGGGGGGGGCUUUCUCCCCUUCUUGAAAUGCUCUAGCUUUUGGUUGCAGUUGUGGUGGUCUGAUCUUUUCUCAGCAAAACAUGCCUCUUUUUGCUAAUUUAAAAGCUAGUUUUGAAUUUUGUAUAACAGAAGUUUCAAAAACAGACAUUUUCUAUCUAUGGGCCUUGCUGGCCUUUACUGACUGUUGAAACCUCUCAUGGUAUGUUCUGUUUUAUUAUGUGUGGAGGUAUGAAAGGUUAAUGCAACAAGAAUACUAUCCAUGU